This is a messenger RNA of Dendrobium catenatum, 1020 nucleotides long. Its product is annotated as auxin-induced protein 22D. Gene Ontology annotation, biological process: regulation of DNA-templated transcription. Gene Ontology annotation, molecular function: protein binding. The coding region runs from base 95 to 631 and encodes 178 amino acids. Lineage: Eukaryota; Viridiplantae; Streptophyta; Magnoliopsida; Asparagales; Orchidaceae. Gene Ontology annotation, cellular component: nucleus. The transcript is spliced from 4 exons. The record is from RefSeq and is a predicted model, not a curated record.
AAGGACCACAAACUCCUUAACUCCUUCUCUUUUACCCUCACAAAGCUCAACUCCGGCGAUCACCGGAACCCUAAUAUUACCUUCCUCGGCAAGGAUGCAAGGCAACUGCGAUAAUCUCGAAGACACCGAGCUAAGGCUCGGCCUGCCGGGAAUCGACCUAACUGCAGCGGCUUCGAAGUUCAACAAACGAGCGUUGACUGAGGAUUCUGAGAUCGAGAGGUCCUCUGCUAAGGCGCAAGUGGUUGGGUGGCCGCCGGUGAGAUCGAACAGAAGGAACGGUUUCCAUGCCAGGCGAUCGGAGGCGGCGGAGGUCGCCGGCGGCGGAAUCUUGGUGAAAGUCAGCAUGGAUGGGGCGCCUUACUUGAGGAAAAUAGAUCUCAAGAACUAUAAGGGUUAUAAGGAGCUUAGAGAUUCAUUGGAAGAUAUGUUCAAAUGCUUCUCUUUUUCCUUAGAAUGUGAGAGUUCAGAGGCAGAAGCAAGCAGUGGAACUGAGUAUGCAAUUGCAUAUGAAGAUAAAGAAGAGGAUUGGAUGUUGGCUGGAGAUGUCCCAUGGGAGAUGUUCAUUUCCUCCUGCAGGAGGCUCAGAAUAAUGAAGGGAUUUGAAGCAAAGGGGUUGGCUUCCAGCCCUUGAGAAAAAUACAGUAAGGUUUCGUUUGGGACGGUUUUUUUACUUCUUUUUGAAGCAGUUUUUUAGUAUAAUUUUUGUACUAAAUAGUUGUUUCAUAAUGCACUAAAAAAGCCGUCCCAAACGGAAGCCAAAAUAUGCAAAUGUUACUAUUUGUUUUGUUUCAAAUUUCUUUUAUAAAAAUGGUGUCAGCUAUGAGAUUUAUGAAGGAAGGCUUAAGUAAUGGAAUUAUUCACAGAGAACAAUGGAGGAUUGAAAUAAGUGAAGUGUUAGAGGGAUUUAAUAUAAGAAAAAUACUUUAUAAAUAUAUAUUUUCUCAUUGUAAGAGUGUCAUCAUGCUUGAUUUGUUUUGUAAUAAUGACUGUGAUCAAUAUUACUGUUGGAAAUUACUUUAA